AUGGGUCAAGGUCAAUCCGGCAUGGGAGGUGGUGACGGCCGUGACGAAAAAGACAAGAAGAAGGACAAGCCCAAGUACGAGCCUCCCCCAAGGCCCACGACUCGAGUUGGUCGCAAGAAGAGAAAGGCCGGUGGUACUAGCGCCGCCGCCAAGCUGCCAGCCAUCUACCCUACCAGCAGAUGCAAGCUCCGACUACUGCGAAUGCAAAGGAUCCAUGACCACCUCCUUUUGGAGGAGGAGUACGUCGAAAACCAAGAGCGACUGCGAAAGGCCAAGGCGGCCAAGGAGGGAGCCGCUGUCGGACCAGAUGCCGACGUAGACAGACUAGCCGACGAGCGGGGGCGAGUAGACGAUAUGCGAGGAAGUCCAAUGGGCGUUGGAACACUGGAAGAGCUUAUUGAUGACGAUCAUGCGAUCGUUAGCAGCACCACCGGCCCAGAAUAUUAUGUCAGCAUCAUGAGCUUCGUCGACAAGGACCUCCUCGAGCCGGGUGCAAGUGUCUUGCUGCACCAUAAGACUGUCAGCAUCGUCGGUGUCCUCACAGAUGACACCGAUCCCAUUGUCAGCGUCAUGAAACUCGACAAGGCUCCAACAGAAUCGUACGCAGAUAUCGGUGGUUUGGAGUCCCAGAUCCAGGAAGUCAGAGAAUCAGUUGAGUUGCCACUGCUCCACCCCGAGCUGUAUGAAGAGAUGGGCAUCAAGCCGCCAAAGGGCGUCAUUCUCUAUGGUGCUCCUGGAACGGGAAAGACGUUACUCGCCAAGGCCGUCGCCAAUCAGACGUCCGCCACCUUCCUUCGCAUUGUUGGCAGUGAGCUGAUCCAGAAAUACUUGGGUGAUGGUCCUCGCUUGGUUAGACAGCUCUUCCAGGUUGCGGGUGAAAAUGCACCUUCAAUUGUAUUCAUUGACGAAAUCGAUGCUAUUGGCACAAAGCGUUACGAAUCAACGUCUGGAGGUGAACGAGAAGUGCAGCGAACCAUGUUGGAGCUUCUCAACCAGCUCGAUGGUUUCGACGACCGUGGCGAUGUCAAGGUCAUCAUGGCAACCAACAAGAUCGAUACGUUGGAUCCUGCCCUGAUCCGACCAGGACGUAUUGACCGCAAGAUUUUGUUUGAGAACCCCGACCAAAACACCAAGAGAAAGAUCUUCACCCUGCACACAUCCAAGAUGAACUUGAACGAUGACGUCGACCUGGAAGAGUUCAUCUCGCAAAAGGACGAUCUCUCCGGCGCAGACAUCAAGGCAAUUUGCUCGGAAGCUGGUAUGAUGGCUCUACGAGAGCGGCGCAUGCGCGUACAAAUGGCGGAUUUCCGUUCUGCCAGGGAGCGUGUGUUGCGUACUAAGCAGGAGGGCGAGCCUGAGGCCCCCCCACGAUCAGGUCGUUCCACUCCCUGGCCCGGCCGCUCCCUAAUCCUCCGCCUUGACGUCCUCGGGCCCGACAAGGCCCCCCUGCUUCCCGUUGCCCUGCAGCCGCUGCGCGGGUUCGCGUUCGCCAGACACCGCCCGCCGGUAGAGCCACCUCGCGACGAGGAAACCGCCCACGGCCCAGGCGCACACCAGGACGGCAACAGACGACGUCAGCAGCAGCGUGGGAACGAGGACGAGCAGCGCAACGCCGAUCCAGAACAGCGCAAAGACGACGGCGGCGCUGAGGCCGAACGCGACGGUGCAGAGGCAGACGGUGGCGAACAGGAGGAGCGGGAAGAAAGAUAG
Metarhizium album ARSEF 1941 is the source of this 1710-nucleotide messenger RNA. Its product is annotated as proteasome regulatory particle subunit Rpt2. The transcript is spliced from 5 exons. Gene Ontology annotation, biological process: proteasome-mediated ubiquitin-dependent protein catabolic process. The coding region runs from base 1 to 1710 and encodes 569 amino acids. The record is from RefSeq and is a predicted model, not a curated record. Gene Ontology annotation, cellular component: proteasome regulatory particle, base subcomplex. Gene Ontology annotation, molecular function: ATP binding; ATP hydrolysis activity; proteasome-activating activity. NCBI's taxonomy places the organism in Eukaryota, Fungi, Ascomycota, Sordariomycetes, Hypocreales, Clavicipitaceae.